Molecule: messenger RNA, 1449 nt
Organism: Emericellopsis atlantica
Lineage: Eukaryota; Fungi; Ascomycota; Sordariomycetes; Hypocreales; Bionectriaceae
Exons: 1
Coding region: 1-1449 (482 amino acids)
Source: RefSeq, a predicted model, not a curated record
AUGGCAGACUGGGCGCACCUGCGCCCCGUCGUGAGGGAGCUCUAUAUCGACCGUCGCUGGACCAUGGCGCAGAUCAGCCACCAUUUAGUCUCUCUUGGAUACCGUGUCAACACGCGCAUGGUCAGGACUAGAAUCACCAUGUGGAAUCUGCAGAGGAACAACCGGACCCGCGACAUGGUGGCGGCCCUCUGUCUGCUCGACCCUGACCCUGCCAUGUGGCCAUGGCCCGAGCCCUGCUUUCUGAUACGGGGACGUCGUGUUCCCAUGAGUGAGGUGCUUUGUUUCUUCCGGCGCAAGGGCAUCCGGAAGCCUGUCCAGUGGGCCCGGGCGACUGCGCACACACUCGCGCGCGGCGGCCACCACCAUCAUGAGACAGCUGUCACGCUGCUCCAAGGGAACGGGGGGAGCGGCACUGGUCACCCGGGCCCGACGCACAUGACAUGCCUUGAGCAGAGGGCUGUCGCCAGCCUACGUGACUACUGCAUGGCAUACAUUGGACUAGGCCGUGCUGGGUUGGUCCACGAGCCAGAGGUCCAUCAGUUCACCACGCAUGGACGCUUCGGGGACCGCAUGCAGGAGGGUCUUGCGCAGAUGGUACAUGUACGGGGCGGCAGCGCUGGCGGCGCCUUUGUACACUUUGGUCGAGCAUUCGAUCUAGUCCGCCCUCUGCUCCAAGACUGCCACCCGAUGAGUCUGGCCCAACUGCUGGCCGUUGCGUGCGAGCUGGCGGCAUGCACGGCGCGCGGCGGGCCUCCUGUCCUGGCGUCUCUGCUCGGAUACACCGCCGCCAUGGCCUCCAUCCUGCGGUUGCCAGAGUCGCUCACCAUGUUCCUCGGGACCCUCUCGCUCUGCUGCUCCACGCCGCACACGCUCCUGGUCGCCGCCGUCUCGAGUCUCCGGGCCGCGCUGGCCGUCUUUUCGGAGCGCAGCCCGACGACCUGGCAUCGACUCUACAUCCAAGAGCGCCUGUGCGACUGUCUGUACCACGGGCGAGACCGGACCGAGGGGCCCGUCCGACGCGCGCAGCUCCUGCGGGACCAGGAGUCCUUCUACGUGCCUUGUGCGCGGAAUGUUCUGUGGACCAUGACCAACGUCGCGGACGACCAACUGUGGACAGGCAGCGCGGACGGUGGUCGCCUGCACUACUCGACGACGCUGGCGCGCGCAGAGCGCCUCGGCGGUUUCGGGCGGGCCAAGAUACGCUUUGCGGCACUUGAGGGCCUGGCCCGUGUCGAGCAAAGGCGCUUUGAGGAGCUGUCCGGGCGAGGCGGCGGCGACGAUGCGCACGCUGUCGGCGAAUGCCUGCAUACGAUGCGCCGCUUCCUUGACGAGGCCUUGGGCGAGGCCCUGAUCUGGUUCGAGCCGACCAGCAGGCGUACCACGCGGGUCAAGGAGAAGGCGAGACAAGUCCGCCAUCUCUUGGCCGCCAUGGGCUCUGGCUCGGCUUAA